CUGGCAUCAAAGACCAUUUGGAGCCAGGAAUAUCCGCAGCACGGAGCUUCCUCGUAACCCGGCGUCUCCAGGUUGGUGAGCGAGCAAACGGGAACAAGAAGAAUGUGGGAGGGCGCUGCCGAAAGGCGCCGGGUACAGAGGCGGCCAAUGCUCCUUCCUUUCCUGCUGCCUUUGUUCUGCACUGCGCUCUCUGAGCAGAUCCGCUACAAGAUCCCCGAGGAAAUGCCCACCGGCUCGGUAGUGGGGAACCUCGCCAAGGACCUGGGCUUCAGUGUCCAGGAACUACCGACGCGAAAGCUGCGUAUCAGUUCCGAGAAGCCUUACUUCAGUGUGAGCGCAACCAGCGGGGAGUUGCUAGUGAGCAGCAGGCUGGACAGGGAGCAGAUUUGCGGGAAGAAGCCGUUGUGUGUUCUGGAAUUUGAGGCUGUUGCUGAAAAUCCGUUGAACUUUUAUCACGUGAGCGUGGAUCUUGAGGACAUUAAUGACCACAUGCCAAAAUUCACGCACACAUCCUUUGAAUUGCAAAUAAGUGAGUCCACAAAACCAGGGACACGAUUUAUCUUAGGAUCCGCCUAUGAUGCAGACAUUGGAACCAAUUCUCUGCAGAAUUACCAGCUGAGUCCCAGCGAUCAUUUUUCACUUGUGAAUAAAGAGAAGUCAGACGGUAGUAAAUACCCUGAAAUGGUACUGAAGACACCUCUAGACCGGGAAAAGCAGAAAUCCUACCACUUGACCUUGACUGCUUUGGACUUUGGGCGUCCACCCCUCAACAGCACUGCACAGAUACAAGUCCUAGUGACUGAUGCCAAUGAUAACCCUCCAGUGUUCAGCCAAGAUAUAUACAGGGUGAGCCUGCCAGAAAACGUGCACCCGGGAACCACCGUGCUUAGGGUGGCUGCCACCGAUCAGGACGAGGGUGUCUAUUCCCAGAUCACGUAUUCUUUUAGCGAAGCUGGCCAGAUCACACAAUUUAACCUGGAUUCUAAUACCGGGGAAAUUACUACUCUGGAUACAUUAGACUUCGAAGAAGUCAAAGAAUAUUCCCUUGUUUUGGAAGCAAGGGAUGGUGGGGGAAUGAUUGCACAAUGUACUGUGGAGAUAGAAGUCCUGGAUGAAAACGACCAUGUCCCCGAAGUGUUGUUCCAGUCUCUGCCGGAUCUCGUAAUGGAGGACGCUGAGCCAGGAACACACAUCGCUCUGCUUAAAACCCAAGACAAAGAUUCUGGACGCAAUGGAGAAGUUAUCUGCAAACUAGAAGGAGGUGUUCCAUUUAAAAUACUCACUUCCUCAAGAAACACAUAUAAAUUAGUGACAGACGGGGUUCUAGACCGCGAGCAGAACCCAGAAUACAACAUUACUAUCAGAGCCACCGACAAGGGUGAGCCGCCCCUCUCUUCCAGCUCUAGUGUCAUCUUGCACAUUGGGGACGUGAACGAUAACGCUCCAGUUUUCACAAAGGUUUCAUACCUGGUCCAUGUAGCAGAGAACAAUCCACCUGGAGCCUCCAUCGCUCAAGUUAGCGCCUCUGACCCGGAUUUAGGGCCCAAUGGCGAUGUUUCCUACUCCAUCAUAGCCAGCGACCUGGAACCUAAAUCGCUGUGGUCAUAUGUGACCGUGAACGCACAGAGCGGAGUGGUGUUCGCGCAGCGCGCCUUCGACCACGAGCAGCUCCGCUCCUUCCAGCUGACACUGCAGGCCCGCGACCAGGGCUCGCCCGCGCUCAGCGCCAACGUGAGCAUGCGCAUACUGGUGGGCGACCGCAACGACAACGCGCCACGCGUGCUGUACCCCACGCUGGAGCUCGACGGCUCUGCGCUCUUUGACAUGGUACCUCGUGCUGCCGAGCCCGGAUAUCUGAUCACCAAAGUGGUGGCGGUGGAUGCCGAUUCCGGACACAAUGCCUGGUUGUCGUACCACGUGCUGCAGGCCAGCGAUCCCGGACUCUUCAGCCUGGGCCUGCGCACUGGCGAGGUGCGCACAGCGCGUGCCUUGGGUGACAGAGACUCUGCGCGACAGCGCCUUCUGGUCGCUGUGCGUGAUGGUGGACAGCCACCACUCUCGGCUACAGCAACGCUCCACCUGAUCUUCGCUGACAGCCUGCAGGAGGCCCUGCCAGACCUCAGAGAUGACCCACUGCCCCCUGACCCUCAAGCCGAGCUGCAGUUCUACUUAGUGGUGGCCUUGACCUUGAUUUCUGUGCUUUUCCUCCUGGCUGUGAUUCUAGCCAUCGCGCUUCGACUGCGACACUCUUCCAGCUCCUCUGUCUGGGGCUGCUUUCAGUCAGAAGUUGUGGUUCCCCCCAACUACAGCGAGGGGACUUUGUCGUAUUCCUACAACCUGUGUGCUGCUCCCACGGGGAAGGCAGAGUUUAAUUCCCUAACAUGUAAUGAUCAGUUGAAUUCAGGACAAGAUAUACUUUUUGGAGAUUCAGCGGGAGCCUUGUUUCCACUUUGUAAUUCCAGUGAGUCAACGUCCCAUCAGGUGAGUUUCCUGCGAGUAUAA
Messenger RNA from Microtus oregoni (creeping vole), 2502 nucleotides. Its product is annotated as protocadherin gamma-B4-like. The transcript has a single exon. Gene Ontology annotation, biological process: homophilic cell-cell adhesion. Gene Ontology annotation, molecular function: calcium ion binding. The record is from RefSeq and is a predicted model, not a curated record. Bases 103 to 2502 code for a protein of 799 amino acids. Lineage: Eukaryota; Metazoa; Chordata; Mammalia; Rodentia; Cricetidae. Gene Ontology annotation, cellular component: plasma membrane.